AUGGCGGAUAAUCUCCCUUCGGAGUUUGACGUGAUCGUAAUAGGGACGGGUUUGCCUGAAUCCAUCACUGCAGCUGCAUGUUCAAGAAGUGGCCAGAGGGUUCUGCAUGUUGAUUCAAGAAGCUACUAUGGAGGAAACUGGGCCAGUUUUAGCUUUUCAGGACUAUUGUCCUGGCUAAAGGAAUACCAGGAAAACAGUGACAUUGUGAAUGAAAAUCCAGCAUGGCAAGAGCACAUUCUUGAAAAUGAAGAAGCUAUUGCUCUUAGCAGGAAGGACAAAACCAUUCAACAUGUGGAAGUAUUUUGUUAUGCCAGUCAGGAUUUGCAUGAAGAUGUUGAAGAAACUGGUGCACUGCAGAAAAAUCAUGCUUCUGUGACAUCUGUGAACCCCACAGAAGGGGAACAUUCUGCCUAUCUGCCUUCGGAAGAUGAGUCGUCGAGCACUGUGAGUUGUCAAAUGCCCACAGAACAAACUCCAAACAGUGAUCUAGAGAGUUCCCUAGAAAUAAAUGAUGUUGAAGCAACAGGGGAAGAAGAAAAGCGUUGUGAUGAUAAAACUUGUGUGAAGUCAGCUUCAGAAGAAGAAACAAGUGAAAAUGUGCUUACAACAGAAGACACCACACUGCAACCAAGGAAAAAUAGGAUUACUUACUCACAAAUUAUUAAAGAAGGCAGGAGAUUUAAUAUCGAUUUAGUAUCAAAGCUGCUGUAUUCUCGAGGAUUACUAAUUGAUCUUUUAAUCAAAUCUAAUGUAAGUCGAUAUGCAGAGUUCAAAAAUAUUACCAGGAUUCUUGCAUUUCGAGAAGGAAGAGUGGAACAGGUUCCUUGUUCUAGAGCAGAUGUCUUUAAUAGCAAACAACUUACUAUGGUAGAAAAGCGAAUGCUAAUGAAGUUUCUUACAUUUUGUAUGGAGUAUGAAAAACAUCCUGAUGAAUAUAAAGCCUAUGAGGAGAUUACAUUUUCUGAGUAUUUAAAAACUCAAAAAUUAACCCCCAACCUCCAGUACUUUCUCCUGCAUUCAAUUGCAAUGACAUCAGAGACAGCCAGCAAUACCAUAGAUGGUCUCAAAGCUACCAAAAACUUUCUUCACUGUCUUGGGCGGUAUGGCAACACUCCAUUUUUAUUUCCUUUAUAUGGUCAAGGAGAACUUCCUCAGUGUUUCUGCAGAUCACUUAAUGAGGUGGAACGUCUCCUCAUAAGGAUGUGUGCUGUGUUUGGUGGAAUCUAUUGUCUUCGCCAUUCAGUCCAGUGCCUUGUUGUGGACAAAGAAUCCAGAAAAUGUAAAGCAGUCAUAGAUCAGUUUGGUCAGAGAAUAAUUUCUAAGCAUUUCCUUGUGGAGGACAGUUACUUUUCUGAGAACACAUGCUCACAUGUACAAUACCGGCAAAUCUCCAGGUCAGUCCUGAUUACAGAUAGAUCUGUACUAAAAGCGGAUUCAGAUCAACAGAUUUCCAUUUUGACAGUGCCAGCAGUGGAGACAGGAACUUUUGCUGUUCGGGUCAUUGAGUUAUGUUCCUCAACAAUGACAUGCAUGAAAGGCACAUGUGAGCACAAAAAUGAAGAAGAUGAGAAACCAAGACUUUUGUGGGCUCUUUACUUCAAUAUGAGAGAUUCUUCAGAUGUCAGCAGGAACUCUUAUAAUGAUUUACCAUCCAACAUUUAUGUCUGCUCUGGCCCAGACUGUGCUUUAGGAAAUGAUAAUGCGGUCAAACAGGCUGAAACACUUUUCCAGCAAAUCUGCCCCAACGAAGACUUCUGUCCACCCCCACCAAAUCCUGAAGACAUUGUCAUUGAUGGGGACAGUUUGCAAUCAGAGGCUUCGGAAUCUAGUUUCAUACCAGAAGCGAACUCAGAGACUCCCAAGGAAAGCAGAAGUCUGGGAAACCCAGAGCUGUCCUCUCAAUAA
Molecule: messenger RNA, 1905 nt
Organism: Puma concolor (puma)
Lineage: Eukaryota; Metazoa; Chordata; Mammalia; Carnivora; Felidae
Source: RefSeq, a predicted model, not a curated record